CGGGGGGCGUCCCCUUGCGCCCGGGCCCCGCGCUGGCGCCCCCCGGGCCGCCGCCCGGCGCGGGGGCCAUGGCGUUCACCUUCGCCGCGUUCUGCUACAUGCUCACCCUGGUGCUGUGCGCCUCCCUCAUCUUCUUUGUCAUCUGGCACAUCAUAGCCUUUGACGAGCUGCGGACCGACUUCAAGAACCCCAUCGAUCAGGGGAACCCAGCGCGGGCACGCGAGCGUUUAAAAAACAUCGAACGCAUCUGCUGCCUCCUGAGGAAGCUGGUGGUCCCAGAAUACUCCAUCCACGGCCUCUUCUGUCUGAUGUUUCUGUGUGCAGCAGAGUGGGUGACCCUGGGCCUCAACAUCCCCCUCCUCUUCUACCACCUCUGGAGGUACUUCCAUCGUCCUGCGGAUGGCUCCGAGGUCAUGUAUGAUGCGGUCUCCAUCAUGAAUGCUGACAUCCUCAACUACUGCCAGAAGGAGUCCUGGUGCAAACUCGCCUUCUACCUGCUCUCCUUCUUCUAUUACCUGUACAGUAUGGUUUAUACGUUGGUGAGUUUCUAAGGGGGAAGCCGGCCAGGGAGCAAGCCCAGAAUGGACCGGACGCCUGUGCACCCCCAGCCCUGCCCCUCGGCCGCAGAGGCCUCAGCCCCAGGGAGGGAGGGGGCACUGGUGCCCCCAGCCUCCUCUCCACGCCCCCCCCAAACUGCUGCUGCGGGGACCUCCCGCCUUCAGAGCCCCCUCCCCUUGGACUAGGGCUGGGCAGAGCUCUAAAUAGGGGCAGGGGCUCCUCUGCCAGCCUGUAGGCAUGGCAGUCAGUCUUGGAAGGGGUGGAACCUCCAGCCUUGUCCACUUCGGUGGGGGGGGGGAUGGACACGGGCCCUGCCAAGGGGCAGGGCUUGACCCUGGAAGUUCUAGGCCACCCCCCUCCACCCCCACCCUGAGGCUCCCCCUGCAGGUGGGGGGGUACCCACACCGGGAAUGAGCAGGCUCAGCAGGGGGGCAGCCCCACCCCUAGUCUGCCCUCUCCCCUCCCCCAGGCUCUCUCCCCAGAUCUCCCCCUUCCCCAUUCCCACUUGCCCCAACCCCAGCCUGUCCUGUCUCUUGGACCUAUUUUCUAUGUUGCCUGGAGGAGUCCGGCACCCCCUCCCCGGCCAUUUGUGACAAAAUAUGAAUAAACUACUGCAAACA
Messenger RNA from Felis catus (domestic cat), 1178 nucleotides. RefSeq names its product cornichon family AMPA receptor auxiliary protein 2 (gene CNIH2). Gene Ontology annotation, cellular component: dendrite; synapse. Gene Ontology annotation, biological process: regulation of AMPA receptor activity; vesicle-mediated transport. The transcript has 6 exons. The record is from RefSeq and is a predicted model, not a curated record. The coding region runs from base 69 to 551 and encodes 160 amino acids. Lineage: Eukaryota; Metazoa; Chordata; Mammalia; Carnivora; Felidae.